AUGUUGGGCAUCACUGUCCUCGCCACGCUCCUGGCCUGUGCCUCCAGCUGCGGGGUCCCCCACUUCCAGCCCAACCUAUCAGCCCGAGUGGUGGGAGGAGACAAUGCCAGGCCCCACAGCUGGCCCUGGCAGAUCUCUCUCCAGUACCUCAAGAAUGGCAAAUGGAGGCAUACAUGUGGCGGCACCCUGAUUGCCAAUAACUACGUCCUCACAGCUGCCCACUGCAUCAGCAACACCCUGACCUACCGCGUGGCCCUGGGGAAGAACAACCUGGUGGUGGAGGAUGAGGAAGGCUCCGUGUUUGCAGAUGUGGACUCCAUCGUUGUCCAUGAGAAGUGGAACUCCUUCCUGGUGCGCAAUGACAUCGCUCUCAUCAAGCUGGCAGAGCCCGUGCAACUGAGCAACACCAUCCAGGUGGCCUGCCUGCCUGAGGUGGACUCCCUGCUGCCUCAAGACUACCCCUGCUACGUCACAGGCUGGGGCCGCCUCUGGACCAACGGCCCCAUUGCCGACGAACUGCAGCAGGGCCUACAGCCCGUGGUGGAUCACGCCACGUGCACCCAGAAAGACUGGUGGGGCAACAUGGUGAAGGACACAAUGGUGUGUGCCGGGGGUGACGGUGUCAUCUCAGCUUGCAACGGGGACUCAGGCGGCCCACUGAACUGCCAGGCUGAGAAGGGUUUCUGGGAGGUGCGGGGCAUCGUCAGCUUCGGCUCUGGGCUGGGCUGCAACACUCUCAAGAAGCCCACGGUCUUCACCCGUGUGUCCGCCUACAUCGACUGGAUCAACGAGAAAAUGCAGCAGUGA
This is a messenger RNA of Callorhinus ursinus (northern fur seal), 807 nucleotides long. RefSeq names its product chymotrypsin C (gene CTRC). Gene Ontology annotation, molecular function: serine-type endopeptidase activity. The record is from RefSeq and is a predicted model, not a curated record. Gene Ontology annotation, biological process: proteolysis. Lineage: Eukaryota; Metazoa; Chordata; Mammalia; Carnivora; Otariidae.